AUGAAUUCUUUCUCGAUGAGCACGCUCGCAAAGAGCCUCCCUUCAUUAUCCCGGCCAUGUCAGCCCAGGACAGUAAUUUCAUGCGGCUUUCGAUCCUUCUCCACAUCCCUAAAGGACUCCGCUGCGGCGAAUCGACAGGAACAGAGCAUUGAAAACCAGCUCCUCGAUCGCGAUACCACAUCCUCCAAGGCUUCGCCUCUGGCUGCCAUUACCAAGAUGAUGCAAGGAGAUAGCUCCUCUUCGGCCUCGCGAGUUAGUUCCGACUACUCUAGACUCGCUGAGCGCUUGGAAGCCGACAUGAUGAAAAAUCCCUACGCUGACCGUGCUCCUCCACACCACCUCCACGUUUACUGCCACAAACACAACACCCUUAUAACACUCACCAAGCCGAACGGUAACCCAAUGAUGUCUCUGGGAUGUGGUCAGAUUGGCUUCCGCAAAGGCGGUCGCUCAGGCUUUGACCCGGCAUAUCAAUUGUCGUCUCAUGUCAUGUCGCAGAUCCAGGAGCGGGGAUAUCUGCUGGAUAUCAAGCGGCUAGAGGUUAUUUACCGUGGGUUUGGAAAGGGUCGUGAAGCAUUCACUAAGGUGCUUCUGGGUAACGAAGGCCGCAACGUUCGGGGACUCGUCAGCCGGGUAUCAGACUCAACUCGUAUCAAAUUCGGUGGUACCCGUAGCCGCAAGGUCCGCAGACUGGGUUAA
Messenger RNA from Penicillium taxi, 699 nucleotides. Its product is annotated as mitochondrial 37S ribosomal protein uS11m. Gene Ontology annotation, cellular component: mitochondrial small ribosomal subunit; ribosome. The record is from RefSeq and is a predicted model, not a curated record. The coding region runs from base 1 to 699 and encodes 232 amino acids. NCBI's taxonomy places the organism in Eukaryota, Fungi, Ascomycota, Eurotiomycetes, Eurotiales, Aspergillaceae. Gene Ontology annotation, molecular function: small ribosomal subunit rRNA binding; structural constituent of ribosome; mRNA 5'-UTR binding. Gene Ontology annotation, biological process: translation; maturation of SSU-rRNA from tricistronic rRNA transcript (SSU-rRNA, 5.8S rRNA, LSU-rRNA); ribosomal small subunit assembly. The transcript has a single exon.